AUGACCAGGGCCCGAGCAGAGACGGCGGCGCCCCAGCUCACGGUGCGCCCCAGCCCCAGCCCCAGGGCGACGCCAAGCUCGACCCCGCGCCCGACCGAGCACGACAGCUCGAGCGACAACGCUGCAGAGGGCGCGACCCCGCAGAAGCACCUGCCCUCGAUCCGCUUCAUCCCCCACCAGGACCCCCGAGCCGCCCGGCCCUCGCUCCAGUUCCCCACCAUCACCCGCACGCUGCCGGACGAGUCUGCCGUGGUGCGUGUGGGGCGCUACUCGGAGCGCGACAAUGCGCCGGACAUGCCCGCCAACGUGCCCUCGGCCGCUGCGAUUGGCUUCAAGAGCAAGGUCGUCAGCCGGAAACACUGCGAGCUGUGGUGCAAGGACGGCAGCUGGUACAUCAAGGACGUCAAGAGCUCGUCGGGCACCUUUCUCAACCACAUCAGGCUGAGCCAGCCAAACGUCGAGUCCAAGCCCUUUCGGAUCAAGGACGGCGACAUCAUCCAGCUGGGCAUAGACUUCCGCGGCGGUGAGGAGAUGAUCUUCCGAUGCGUCAAGAUCCGCGUCGAGUGCAAUCGCGGGUGGCAGCAGGGUCUCAACUCAUUCAACAAGCAAACACACCAGCGACUGCGCAACCUCACCAAGGCCAAGAAGGAGGACGACAGCGCCUCGACACACACGUCCGAAUGCGCCAUCUGUCUCAUGUCCAUUGCACCCUGCCAGUCCCUCUUCGUCGCGCCCUGCUCCCACGUCUGGCAUUACAAGUGCAUCCGGCCGAUUCUCAACGGCGCCACAUGGCCCAACUUUCUGUGUCCCAACUGCAGAGCGGUUGCUGACCUGGAUGCCGACGUUGAGGAUCCAGGCGAGUUUGAGGACUGGGACGAGGAUCCGCAAGCCAACGGCGACUUGUCCGCGGACGCACAGCCCCCCUCAGAGGACCGCCAUGUCACGCCACGCGCUUCGGCAGCUCCUCUGAACGGCGCAGCGGCAGAGACCCCCCACACGGACCUUGCCGACCUACAACACGCCAUCACCAACAUCAGCAUCCACGAGUCCACCAACAUCAGCAUCCACGCGUCCACUGCGAAUCCGCAAACGCCGUUCCGCCCAAUCGAGCCCGCGACUGCGUCUGUCACCCAGCCGGUAUCCAUUGACCGCGGCCCGGGCGGCUUCAACGGCCUGUCGCCACUGUACCUCGCCUCACACGAGGGGCUGAUGCCCGACCGCGCCCAAGACGGGCCCAUGACUCCCCGCAACGACGCCGGCCCUUUUGUACUGGACGGCAGCGCAGGGCGGGCCGGAGGGGGCCGGCUGCGGGACGAGUCGCCUGCGUCUGGCGAGACGGAUGCGCCCUCGAUACCCCCCGUGCGAUUCGAGUAG
This is a messenger RNA of Didymella exigua CBS 183.55, 1374 nucleotides long. Its product is annotated as SMAD/FHA domain-containing protein. Gene Ontology annotation, cellular component: cell division site; cytosol; mitotic spindle pole body. The coding region runs from base 1 to 1374 and encodes 457 amino acids. The transcript has 3 exons. Gene Ontology annotation, molecular function: ubiquitin protein ligase activity; protein binding. The record is from RefSeq and is a predicted model, not a curated record. NCBI's taxonomy places the organism in Eukaryota, Fungi, Ascomycota, Dothideomycetes, Pleosporales, Didymellaceae. Gene Ontology annotation, biological process: negative regulation of septation initiation signaling; mitotic spindle assembly checkpoint signaling; ubiquitin-dependent protein catabolic process.